Molecule: messenger RNA, 729 nt
Organism: Enterobius vermicularis (human pinworm)
Lineage: Eukaryota; Metazoa; Nematoda; Chromadorea; Rhabditida; Oxyuridae
Source: the annotation of a GenBank genome assembly
AUGUUAAAUUCUAUGUACACAAUUCUAUUGCUGAUUACUGCUGUUGGAUUGCCGUGGUUGGCAGAAUGUAAUUCAAGAUAUCAAAAAUUUUUUGUUAAUACCAGAGCCAUUAAUUUUGUGGAUGCAACAAAACAUGGAUUUCGAAUUAUUCUACUGGAUGGUUUUGUAGAAAAAUAUUUAGCACCAACACAGAUUCCAACAUUAUUUAUCACAGCAAUACCGUUAAAAAUUGGUGAAAAAACAUUGGCAAAAAUUUUUUACCCAGAUAAUGUUCGAGAUGAUCGACAGGUUAGUAUCACCGAUCUGAAUGAACGAUCAUGGUACUAUCUGUGCGUAGAAUGGGAAAAUUUUAAUCGGCACAAUGAGUCAACAGGAACUGAUUGUCGAAUGUUACGAACUUUAGACAAAAGUGGUAAAGGUGCAGAUAGUACCAUUGAUGAUGUUGAAUUGAUGGAUAUCACCUCAACCUCAAUGCAAUUUAAACUUCGGUCUACAGUUGACUUUCCUAUACGGCUGACUUUAUCGUUGGAAGGUGGAACAGGCCCAGUACCACCUGCACAAACAUUUGUUUACAAAGAUCGAAGUGAUGUUGAGGUUUCAUUCCAAUUCUUAGCUCAAGAUAGAGAAUAUGGCAAAUUAUGUGUUAUUGAAGAGCCACUUAUUACUGGAUAUACAACUAUGGGAAGAUUGGCUGCACAAAUUUACAUUCAAAAAUGCUAUUUCAGUUAG